Emys orbicularis (European pond turtle) is the source of this 3948-nucleotide messenger RNA. RefSeq lists its product as uncharacterized. The coding region runs from base 106 to 3948 and encodes 1280 amino acids. The transcript has 3 exons. Gene Ontology annotation, molecular function: protein binding; GTP binding. The record is from RefSeq and is a predicted model, not a curated record. Lineage: Eukaryota; Metazoa; Chordata; Testudines; Emydidae.
GACGGCACAGCAGCUGGAAGGCGCUCCAGAGGCUGCAGGAGGAGCACACGUUCGUUCUCCAGGCAAAGAGGUGUGACACAGAGGAAAGUGGUUGGACGUUAAACCAUGGCCAUGUCAGCUGACACCAUUGAGCUGCCGGCUCUGGGCCGCCCGUUCCAGCUGGGGAUGUUGUACGACUGCCGCAGCGACUCCCUCAUCCCAGGCAUCACUUUAUGGGACCUGGAGACACUUCAAAAUCAUGUAGACACAAAACCACAAUCCAAGACUGAACUUCAGAUUGUUGCAUCUGAUGCCACUGAAGACAAGGCCUCUGCCCUCAGUGUCACAGCAUCGCUGAACGCCAGUUUCCUGUCUGGCCUGGUGGAAGUGAAUGGAGCCGCAGAAUAUUUAAGUGAUACCAAGACAUCAAAACAUCAAGCCCGUGUUUCUCUCCAGUACUCAACUACAACACAGUUUAAGCAGCUGACCAUGAGCCAUUUAGGGCACCAUAAUAUCUCUUACCCUGAUGUGUUUGACCAAGGCACGGCCACCCACGUGGUCACGGCUGUGCUGUACGGGGCGCAGGCUUUUUUUGUCUUUGAUCAGGACGUUUCUUCAUCUGAGAACAUGCAAGACAUACAGGGAAAACUCCAGGUUAUCAUUAAAAAGAUACCCCUGGUUUCCAUCGAAGGGAAAGGAUCUCUCAAAAUGGAUGACACGGAAAAAGCACAAGCUGAAAAACUUAGUUGUAAGUUUUAUGGUGAUUUUGCUCUUCAGAACAAUCCAGUUACUUACCAAGAUGCCAUGAAAACCUAUUCCACUCUCCCGAAGCUGCUGGGUGACAGUGGGGAGAAGGCCGUACCAGUGAGAGUCUGGCUGUACCCGCUGACCAAGCUGGAUUCCAGAGCGGCUCAGGUCGUGCGUGAGAUCAGCACAGAACUGAUCUUUGAUGUUCAAACCGCCCUGGAGCAACUGACAGAAUUAGACAUGCGAUGCAAUGAUGCAUUGAAGAAUCCAAUUGCCUCAACCUUCCCCGAAAUCAAGAGUAAAAUCCAGCAAUUCAAAGAUAUCUGUAAGCAACACAGACAGACAUUCCAGAAACAGCUAGCAGGACUCUUACCCUCCAUUCGUGGAGGUGGAGAAGAGGAAGGGGCCCUGGUGGACGUUUUAAUCUGCAAAAACCGAUCACUGUUCAAUACCCAGCAACUCAAUGAAUUUCUGGAUAAAAAGGAACGAGAAAUGAAUUUUGUCAAAACCUAUAUUUCUGCCAUAAAGGAUGUGGAAGUAGUGUCCUCCCAGAAUAAACUGGAUGAAAUAGUAGUUGAUCUUAAGAAUGACUUUGUUGUCUCCUUUAUGUUCACUUCAUUACAUGAAGAGGAACCAUAUUUAUCAGAUUUAAAACUCUACCUUCAGACCCAGUUUAUGAAGAAUACCCAAGAUCCUGCAUCAGUCAGUUAUGUCAGCGACAAAUCCAAACUGUGGUUUGAGGACAAACAGAGGAAAGAAAAUGUCCGAAAAUCUGCAAAAUCCAUUUCAGACUUUGCCCGUGUCAAUAAAUCUAAUGGGAAGACUCGAUUCAUUGUGGCCUCGGUCCCAGACAAGGACAAUCCGGGAGCUUCAAUUUACCUCUAUGAAAAUGGAGACCUGGUCAGCACUAACUAUGAACCUCCAUCAAAACCUCUUCCUCUCCUGAUAGAUGGAGUCAGAAAUGACCAUGUGCAUCUCACGUUUAAACCAGCAGCCUUUGGGAGAAAGGAGAUAUCUUGCUAUCUGGUGGAGUACAGAAUGGUAGGGCAGGAGAACUGGAUGGCUGUGGAUGUAAAUAACACACAAGAGACAUUCACAGUAACAGGGCUACGUCCAAACACCAAGUACCAGUUCCGAUACACGGCAGUGAGCAAACCAGGGCUCAGCGAGAGCAGCGACAUGAGUGAUCCUGUGAAGACUCUUCCCCCUAUCAGCCCUCCUGGGAAGCCAGAAAAAGUUACUGUAGAAUCAUCAGCCAUCACUCUCACCUGGAAGAGUCCAAGUGUCAUUGGAGAUGGAGUCAGUAUAAGGGCAUAUAAGGUGGACUAUAAAGAGGAAGCUGGAGGUGAGCAGAAAGACAAAUGGCUGGAACGAAGGACAGGAGAGAGAACAGAGUUCUGUACCAUUGGUGGACUGAGGCCUGAGACUCCCUACAGAUUCCGGGUGUCGGCUGUGUGUGCGGAUGGGGCUGUGAGUGCCCCAAGUGAGGAGGUUAUUGUUUCAACACAAAGAAAAGAAGAAUCAAAUAAAUUAGCAGACUUUCUGCGCAAAAAGAGCAAGCUCAUAAAAAAAGGGCAGCCGUCAGUCUAUGCCCUUCCAUUAGACAAGAUAGCAUUAGGUCCUAUGUCAUCUUAUCUGAAGUGCAGACUUGGAGAAAAGACACAUCAUGUCUCUAAAAAAGUGAUUAUGGUGAUGGGAGCAACUGGGUCAGGGAAAACUACACUCAUCAAUGGGAUGAUCAACUAUGUCCUGGGUGUGCAGUGGAAAGAUGAAUUCAGAUUCAAACUAAUCCAUGAAACUACAAACAGAAGCCAAGCCCAGAGCCAGACAUCUGAAGUGACUGCCUACGAGGUCAAUUGCAAGGAGGGCUUCAAAGUCCCUUAUUCCCUGACUAUAAUAGACACCCCGGGAUUUGGUGAUACUAGAGGAAUUGAACAUGACAUAAAGUUAACUGAGCAAAUCAGAGCAUUUUUUUCCACUCCAGGGGCCAUUGAUCAAAUAGACGCCGUCUGCUUUGUAGUUCAAGCCUCCUCAGCUCGUUUGACACACUCCCAGAAGUAUGUGUUUGACUCAGUGCUCUCCAUUUUUGGGAAGGAUAUAAAAGACAAUAUACAAAUCCUGAUCACCUUCGCAGAUGGACAGACGCCCCCUGUCCUGGAGGCCAUUAACGCGUCUGAGGUGCCUUGUACUAAAGAUGCUCAGGGUGUCCCUGUUCAUUUCAAAUUCAACAACUCCGCACUGUUUGCCAGCAAUGCUGGAGCUGGCAAGGGCAGCUGUAAUUUUGAUGCAAUGUUCUGGGAAAUGGGAGCUAGCAGCAUGGAGACUUUUUUUAAGUCCUUAAGAUCUUUAAAGACUAAAAGUUUAACAUUAACCCAGGAAGUUCUCAGAGAGCGGAAGGAGCUGGAGACGGCCGUGCAAGGGCUGCAGCCGCAAAUCAAAGCUGGCCUGACCAAGCUAGAGGAGCUAAGACAGACUGAGCGAGCUCUGGAACAGCAUAAGGGUCAUAUGGAGGCCAAUAAAAACUUUGAGUACGAGGUAGAACGAACAGUGGCAGUGAAAGAAGACAUCAGUGGCACAGGUUUGUUUCUAACAAACUGCCAGGUGUGUCACUUCACAUGUCACGAUAACUGUAUAUAUGCUGAUGAUAAAGACAAGUACAAAUGUUGGGCUAUGGACAGUUCUGGAAAGUGCAGGAUUUGUCCUGGUAAAUGUGUGUGGAACGUUCACUUCAAUCAACAGUACAAGUGGGGAUAUGAAGUCAAAAAAGAGAAAAAAACCUAUGCAGAGCUGCAGGAAAAGUACAAAAAGGCCUCUGAUGAGGUGAUGACGACAGAGAAGGUUUUUGAGAGGCUGUGUGAGGAAUACACUAGAGUAGAAGUUAUAGUACUAAAGCUCAUUAAGAGAUCAUCUCUCAGCCUCCAACGCCUGCAAGAAAUUGCCUUAAAACCAAACCCACUGUCCACUCCGGAAUACAUUGACCUGAUGAUCAUGUCAGAAGAGCAGGAAGUGAAGCCUGGGUCCCUGGGACGCAUAAAAUCGCUGAAGGAGGUGAGAGAACAGGCUGUGAUAAUAACCAAGAUCGCCAAUAAAGAGGAACUGCUGCCAGCAGAGAAGGAAAAGUACAGGAAGCAUGGAACACAAGAGAUGGGAAUCAUGAAUUUUGGCAAGAAGCUCAAAGAAGGGUAUAAUAUGGCAAGAGAUUGGUGGUCUGAUGGAAAAUAG